AUCCCCUCCGCAUGCAAGGGGCCGUAUCAAGCAGAAGCAGCAACAGUUGCUGCAAGGGAGCUCUGAGCUUGAGCUUCAGCCUGCUGUGAGCCUGCUGUGAGCCACAGCCUUUCCAACCAUUCUAAAGCAUAAGGAUCUGUUUGUACUUUGACCUCCGCCGACACCUAAGAACAUCCAAAUCCUCCUGCCCCUUGCUCUGCCCGCUCCUCUCUGCUCUCUGCAAUUCACUGCAUCGAUCGAACUGCACAUCAUGUCUUUUGUCGACGUUCUCAUCAUCGGCGGUGGCCCUUCGGGUCUCUCCGCUGCCCUCACUCUCGUCCGUCAGCGUCAUACAGUACAGCUCUUCGACACCAGCGAGGGCCGCGCCAAUCCUUCCCACCGUCUUCACGGCUUCUCCGGCUUUGACCGCAAAGCCCCGUCUGAGUACCUUGCACAUGCUUAUGGCGAGCUCAAGCCGUACAGCACCUUCACCAAAGUCGAAGUCGAAGUCACGAACCUGGCAAAGGUUGACGGCGGCUUUGAGGCCACCGACUCGGCUGGAAAGACCUAUCGCGGCAAGAAAGUCAUCCUGGCCAACGGCGUCAUCAGCAAGUUCCCGGAAAUCCCAGGCUAUGCCGAAGCUUGGGGCAAGGGCAUCUUCCACAACCUCUUCGCCCAGGCCUAUCAGGAGGACCCCACCAAAGUACACGCUGGUGUGCUGGCUGUCGACUGGAUUGCCAUGCCUCAAUUCACUUACCAUAUGUCACACUUGACUACCCAGCUAGCUAGCAACGUUACCAUCUACACGCACGGCAACGAGGAGCUCGCCAACCAGAUCGCGCCGACCCUCGAGGGUAAGCCGUGGAAGGCCGACACUCGCAAGAUUGCCAAGCUCGCGCUCAAAUCGCCUGAGGAAACCACAGUCGAAAUCACCUUCGAGGACGGCAGUACCGCGACCGAGGCGUUCCUUGGCCAUGCCCCAAUGACCCUGGUCCGUGGCCCCUUUGCCGAGCAGCUUGGUCUAAAGCUGUCGUCAACAGGCGGAGAAUACGAGACGAGCGGUCCCUUUCAGGCCACCAGCGAGCCGGGCGUUUAUGCUGCUGGCGACACAAUCCACAUGUUCAAGGUAUGGCCGAACGCCGUGGCGACUGGAGCACAGGCUGCCGCAGGAGUGGCUGUCAAGCUCCAGGAGGAAAAAUGGAAUCUUCCCCCCAUUUUCGGUUAGAUCUUCGCUAUAAGCUUAUUGAAAAUCACUGCAGCCAUAUGUCCUAGUGAUACUCUAUGUGGGAAAAAGAAAUGGAGAAUUGAGUACUUCUUGUUCUAAUUUGACAUCUUAACACCAUUCGCGUGUAUCAUCGCCAAGCAGUGACGGGAUUCCAC
Messenger RNA from Truncatella angustata, 1359 nucleotides. RefSeq lists its product as uncharacterized. Bases 251 to 1204 code for a protein of 317 amino acids. Gene Ontology annotation, molecular function: oxidoreductase activity. The transcript is spliced from 2 exons. NCBI's taxonomy places the organism in Eukaryota, Fungi, Ascomycota, Sordariomycetes, Amphisphaeriales, Sporocadaceae. The record is from RefSeq and is a predicted model, not a curated record.